UUACAAUUACCUCAAUUGGAGAAAAAGUUAUCUACCUUGUGAUUUUUCAUCUGUCAUUUGUUAUGUUUGCGUGGUCCUAUUGGAAGACUAUUUUUACAUCUCCUGCCUCCCCUUCCGAUGAGUUUUGCUUAUCAAAAACUGAUAAGGAGCAAUAUGAAAAAGAAGAAAGACCAGAAUCUCAGCAGGAAAUUCUAAGAAGAGCUGCUAAAGAACUGCCUGUUUAUACUACAACAACAUCAAGAGCUAUUAGAUACUGCGAUAGAUGCCAGCUAAUCAAACCUGAUCGAUGUCAUCAUUGCUCUGCAUGUGACCUAUGUGUACUGAAAAUGGAUCAUCAUUGUCCUUGGGUGAAUAACUGCGUGGGAUUUUCCAACUACAAGUUUUUUCUCCUUUUUUUAUUUUAUUCCCUCCUGUAUUGUCUGUUUGUUGCUGCUACGGUUCUUCAGUAUUUCAUAAAGUUUUGGACAAACGAAUUACCAGACACCCGUGCAAAAUUCCAUGUUCUUUUCCUUUUCUUUGUGGCUGCCAUGUUCUUCAUCAGCAUACUGUCAUUGUUUAGUUACCACUGCUGGCUGGUUGGUAAAAACAGAUCAACAAUUGAAGCUUUCCGGGCACCAAUGUUUCGAAAUGGGCCUGACAAAAAUGGCUUCUCUCUUGGAUGUCAAAAAAACCUAAAAGAGGUUUUUGGAGAUGAAAAGAAAUACUGGCUGCUCCCUAUUUUUACGAGCUUAGGAGAUGGUUGCAACUUUCCAACACGGCUGGUGAUUAUGGAUCCCGAGCAGCUCGCUGUCUCAAGCCAAAAUGAAACUGUUAAAAGCUCUUCUACUAGUCAGCCAUUUCCUACUAGGCCACUCAGUGAAUCUCAAAAUCGAUUGCUCGCAGGUGAUAACCAGUGGGUAGAGGUCAGUUCAGAAGAUGAAACUGUUAAAUCAGGUGUAAAAAAACAUAUUAUAGUUUCAUUGGAGAGCUGAUCUUAUCUCAGUAUCCAUUUCUUUCAGAGCAGGAGAAAUGAUUUCUACAAUACAUUUGUGCUUGGAUAUUAUUUUUUUAAGGAAGACACCAAUAAAUCAAUGGAACGGUUCCAGCAUGUUAACAAGACAUGGAAAAUGAGAUUGUUGAUGGUAUCCAGUGGAUGCUUAUAAGCAAUUCCGGUGCAGAAAGUCUGAUGCCUUAAGAUUCGUGAUGUGCAUUUUUGCAACAUGGACAUAAGCUAUUACAAGGGCCAAAUUCUCAAAUGCCCUGCAAGUGUCUGCAAGACUCAGAAGUGCAGAAACUAUGCAUUCCAGCUGCACUGUGGUAGUGACUGAUUCUGCAAACUUCAUGUGUGAAGCAAUGCCACUCUGGUAUCAUUACUUUCGUAACAGUUCUGUGGGAGAAAAGUGGGGUAGGAAAGGGUAGUCAUGUAGUUUAUUAUAGCAUUUCACCAUUAACAUUCCACAAUACGGUUAUAUGUGGCUCAAUCAUCAUCUAGUGGACUACUGGUAUUUGGUACUUUUGGUUUCCCUCCCCCCUCCCAAAUAACUAUCAUGAGUCAACCAGUAGUAAUGGUGGAGGUGUUGUGAAGCAGCCAGUUGAAAACUAUGACUUUCUAACUUUCUCUGCUAAUCAAAGUCCUUUUCUUUCAGACUUGAUUUGUUGCAAUACAGUGUUGUUACAAUACUGUACAGUAUUAGAGAAGCAAUGUUUCUUCUCAUCUCACUAGCAAUUUGAAGCACUGAUUGAGAAAAUUAUUUUCCUGAGCAAUUUUGGUCAUUAUUUUUAAGAAAUCUGGUAUUUUAAGUUCUUGGAAACCUGUAAAAGUUAUGUUCUCCCUUCCUGUUUUAGAAUAUUUAAUAAUUGCGGAUUUUAUUUGUAAGCCUUUUUGCCUGAUAUCCCUAACACACAUAUUCUUUCUGAAAUCUGCAGGUUAUUCAGCAAUGAACAGAAAUCUUUCCUUUCUUUUCCUUUCUGUUCUUGCUUUUUUUAAAUAGGAAAUAAGCUGGCAUGAAAGUGUUAUUGAAGGAUUGGAUUUCAUAACCUUCUGCACUAGAAACAUAGAGUGGACUAGGGAAGGAACUUGAGAAAGGAGACCUUGUUCACAGCUGCCUGCUUUCAUUGUUCAGGAUUCCCCAUCUUUUCUAUCUCUCUUUGAUCUUGGAUCUAAUCCUAUCCUUUAACAAUAAAUACUGAUGUAUACUUUCAGUACAACAGUAAAAGCUUACAUUAAUCUGUUAGAGCAGGGGUGUCAAACUCACAUUGUCACGACAGCAUCACAUGACAUAUCGGGACUUUUUUCCCCUUCGCUAAACAAAGUGUGGGUGUAGCCAGCGCAUGAUGCAUCUGGUCCACGGGCCAGGAGUUUGACAGCCCUGUGUUACGAGGGUAGGAAGACACUGGAUGCAUGACUCUGACAAGGACUGUAUGCAUGCAUUUCCUUUCCCACACAAUCACCAAUCCUCCCAGCAAUGUUCUGAUUAUUAUGACUCUUAAUAACAUUGGCAUAUUUAGAAAUCCAGCUCCUACAAUUCUGGGAGCUGGUGUUACAUAUUAAAGUUGUUAUGGUUGAGAAAUUUUGAAGAGAAUAAAAUUUCUCUCUCUCUCUCUCUGUGGUUGGAUAGGAGUUCCUGUCCUGUUAUAUACUUUUAAAUUUAUUGCCAUCGGUUGUAUCUCAACAGUUCUACAGUUCUUAUUUUAAUCCAUAAAACAAAAUUUGUACAAGUGAUAUAUUUUUUAAAAAAAACUGAUUUUGAGUAUUAUAAACAACAGGAUGUAGCAUAAAAUGCAUAAUAUAUCUAUUAAUCUGGCUUUUCCAAAUUAAGUUCUAAAAUGAGAAGAAAUAAAAGACACUAUGCAGUUCUUGUGACUCACUGCUGUGUCCUAUCUUUGCAGUACAAGUUAGGCUCAAAAUCUCAUUACCCUCUUGGUCAGAUAAUGUGAUUCAGUGCUAUGAAUUAGUGUUGUCUAGAUAUAGGGAGGAUAAAAUAGAAGGAAGUCAGGCUGUUAGAACGCAGUACAAAUUCCGAAAAUCCACAACUAGAAGUAACAGCAAAUACAUUUAAAUUAAAUUAUUUGGUACAUAGGAAAGAUCAGUUAUUGCAAGCUAUUUGUAAUAUGCGGGAAGGAUCUUGGGAGACGGGGAAGAGCCAUAGCCAGGGAAAAGUUGGAUAACAGCAACUUAGGCCAUGGAAGCAAUGUGGCUGUGGCUGUCUCAGAAGGGACCUUCUGUAGUUUCUUGGACCUUAAAGAUGACAAGGGAGAAAUGUGUUUUGCAAGACUGAUCCUUGUGAGGUUUACAUUUAGCUCAUCUGAGUGUGCUUCCUUUCUGGACCAUCUUGUAAGGCUGACAUCAGUCUUACAAGCUCUGAAAGUAUACGUCUCUUCUGUUGCCUUUUUGGUCCAGGAAACUAGGAAGGGUUCCUUCUGGGAUGUUUGCCAUACCCACCUUGCUUCCUUAGACUAAGCUGCCUCUUGUCCAACCAUUUCUCUGGCUGUGGCUCUUCCCAACUCCCAAAGUCAUUCCCACGUACCAUUACACCAAUAACUUGACUACAGCAAAAAUUGUCUUAAAAGAUAAAUAAAAAUUCAAAUGCAUCAGUAAAAAUGGAUAACAGGGUUCUCUGAGUAAAGUAUACAUACAAAUAAUAGCACUUUGCACUUAUUUGUUUGGCAUCUAUAGAUCUCUAGUAAUAAUUGGGGUAAAUUUAAAACUAUGUUGGCAAUAUUUAGUAUUUUAAAUUAUUUUUCAAUCAUUAAGCCAUUGAAAAAUUUCCAAGUGACUAGUGAAACCAUCUAUAUCAGGUGUCAAGCUCGCAUCGUCACGACGGCAUCAUGUGACGUAGCGGGACUUUUUUUCCCCUUCCCCUAAACCGGAUGUGGGUGUGAUACAUCCAGCCCACGAGCCGGAAGUUUGAUAGCCCUGAUCUAUAUAUUGGGUCAGAAAGAAAAGUGAUUAUAAUACUGAAUUACAGAUAGAAAAUCUUACUAAUUUCAAGAAAUUAUACCAAAGAGUAUGAUAUAUCAUGCUGAUUGUAUUGGAAGAUGUGUAGAUUUUAUUUAAGUGCUUUAUCAAAGCAUUUUGCUUAUGAACAUGUAAUGGUAUAAUUAGAAACAUUUAAUGUACAUUCAUUUUGGGGAAUUAUUGCUUGCAUAUUGUAAGCAUAGAUUCUUGAUUGCCUUAGGAAGUCCCUUCCCAGUUAUUGUUUAUGUUUAGUUCUACAAACUUAAGACUUGAUUUACUGGCUGCUAUUAUAAAUUAAUUUUAUGCUGCAGUUUUAAAUAAGACAAGUAUUUUCUAGUAAUUAUGGUUUCUUAUUCCAAGGAAUUGUGAUUAAUAGAAAAGGCUUAAAACAGAACUUGAUUAAAGAGAUCUCUGGCAUCCUGUGUUGGAGAAAUGUUCUACCAAUUGUUAUUUUUGUAAUUUUCUAUUAAUGUAGUGACAAGAUCCAAGUAAUUAAAUAUAUUAUUUACAAUACUGUAUACAAUUUCAUUUAGAUCAUAGCUACAAAAAUAUAUAUCUUAUACACCUAUAUUAUAAAAGCAGGUUUUCAGUUAGUCUUAAAAAUCCAAUGUGUAUUUUCCAGACUAUACUUGAAAAUUGAAAUAGAAUGAGACUCCAUGUUUACAAAAUAAAUUACUAAAUAUGUCUUUUGGAAGAUUGAACAGCAGUUAAAUGGCUCAUACUUCGAUAUUUUGAGAUAACAUUUUUGUUUCCUGGUACCAAAGAACUGAUAAACUAUCAAACAUCUAAUAUUCUAUUGCAAUCCUAGUAUCUCCCAGGAUUCUUAAAUUACACCAGGAAAGCUUCAGAAAGUGAUUUAAGGAGUGUGAUCUUUUACCUCAAUCCUAAAUAUAUUUACCUGGAAGCUACUUAUUUUGUGAACAUGACAACUGUAUGGCUCAAGACUGCACAUUAUACGGUAUUAUGGAAGUGCUAUUCACGACGUCUUGUUUUUCCCCAGUAUAAAUUAAUAGAAUGGCAAAGUUUGGCCAAAAUUGCUGCAACCUGUGUUAUAUACCAGUGGGUACAUCAGACAUAUUGCACUGUUAUUAUGACAAAGGUUUAUGCAGAUAUUUUACUUAAAUAUAGAUAUUUCUGUUGUAGUAGUAGGCUUGCAAGUAUUCAAAUCUAAAAUGGUAUGAGGAUACUUAGAGGAUACAUAAAGUGAAUAAUGCAUCUGUUCUUUAUGUUGCAGAUAGUAUUCCUAUGCACAGAAAAAGCAUAUUGCCACUAAUAAUUUAAUAAAGACUUUUUAAAUGGGCUUUUAUAAAUGAACUAUGUAAGAGAUCACUCUGCCUGAAAUUUUCCUAUUUUUAACUGCACCUUGUAAUAUCUUCAUGUAUAUUUUCCACCAGUGUAAUUAAUUUUCAAUCAUGUUUGACUUUUGUAUAUCAAAGUACAGAUCAUGUCUUAAUUAUAACUGUUUUUAAAAAGCAUAAUCUUUAAGCCCUUCUUUGCCAAAUUGAUGAUACAUUAAUGUGUUAUGACAUAAUGAAUGCAUAAGAAAAUAAAUAACUUGGGAACAGGCU
Molecule: messenger RNA, 5505 nt
Organism: Notechis scutatus (mainland tiger snake)
Lineage: Eukaryota; Metazoa; Chordata; Lepidosauria; Squamata; Elapidae
Source: RefSeq, a predicted model, not a curated record